This is a messenger RNA of Camarhynchus parvulus, 1874 nucleotides long. RefSeq names its product tRNA methyltransferase 11 homolog (gene TRMT11). Gene Ontology annotation, biological process: methylation. Gene Ontology annotation, cellular component: cytoplasm. The record is from RefSeq and is a predicted model, not a curated record. Gene Ontology annotation, molecular function: nucleic acid binding. NCBI's taxonomy places the organism in Eukaryota, Metazoa, Chordata, Aves, Passeriformes, Thraupidae. The transcript is spliced from 13 exons. The coding region runs from base 36 to 1421 and encodes 461 amino acids.
CGGCGGCGCAUGCGGGAGGCGGGGAAUGGCCGGACAUGGCGCUGGCGGCCCCGGCGCUACGGCGCUAUUUGCUGCUGCUGGCGCAGGAGCACCUCGAGUUCCGCCUGCCGGAAAUAACAUCAUUGCUCUCCCUUUGUGGUGGACAAUUCAGUGGCGAGCAGGAAAUUUGUGUAAAUUCUCCCUUUUGGAUUCUCAAUAUUCCUUCAGAAGAGAUGGCAAGGGGACUAAUGAAGCGGACAGUAUGUGCAAAGUCUAUAUUUGAACUGUGGGGCCAUGGAAAAUCUGCAGGGGAGCUCUAUGCAUCUUUGAAGAACUAUCCAACAGACAAGAUGCUUCCAUAUCUACAGUCAGACUCUACUUACAAAGUACAUAUUCAUACAUUUAAUAAAACACUGACCCAAGCACAGAAAAUAAAAAAGAUUGAUGCCCUUGAGUUUCUACCAUUCAAAGGAAAAGUAAAUUUAAAGAAUCCAGAACACGUCUUUUGGAUUUUGGAAGAUUAUGGAAUGAACCCAAAUGAUGUUCCAGAAGAGCCCAUUCAUCUGUAUUUUGGUAGAUGGAUUGCAGAUGGCCAAAGAGAACUCAUCGAAUCCUACAGUGUAAAGAAGAGACACUUCAUUGGAAAUACGAGCAUGGAUGCCUGUCUCUCUUUCAUCAUGGCAAACCAUGGGAGAGUAAAACCCAAUGACAUUGUUUAUGAUCCAUUUGUUGGAACAGGUGGCCUUCUAAUCUCCUCAGCACAUUUUGGGGCAUAUGUGUGUGGUACUGAUAUAGAUUACAACACAAUCCAUGGAUUAGGCAAAGCAAGCAGAAAGAACCAGAAAUGGAGAGGGCCAGAUGAAAAUAUCAGAGCUAAUCUCCGACAGUAUGGUUUAGAGAAAUACUACCUCGAUGCACUGGUUGCUGAUUUUUCAAGGCCAAUAUGGAGAAAAGGGAUGUUGUUUGAUGCAAUUAUUACAGACCCACCAUAUGGUAUCAGAGAAGCUCCUCGCAGAAUGGGAUCACAAAAGGAAACAGUUAAAUCAGUUGAAAGAAGCACAGAAAAUCACUUCUUCGUUUCAUCCAGUUACCAUCUAAGUGACAUCUUUUUUGACCUCUUGAAGUUUGGGGCAGAAUAUCUGGUGAUGGGAGGAAGAUUGGUUUACUGGCUGCCCAUAUACAGGCCUGAAUACACAGAAGAGAUCAUUCCCCGCCACCCAUGCCUGAAACUUAUUAGCAACUGCGAGCAGCUGCUUUCCAGCCACACAUCAAGGCGCCUCAUAACCAUGGAAAAGGUGAAAGAAUUCAAGGAUCAAGAUGAGAACUCUUACUUGUUGGAUGGCCAGUAUAUGCCAUACAGGGGACACAAUUCUUUCCGUGAGAAGUAUUUCAGUGGUGUGACAAAGAGGAUUGCCAAGGAAGAAAAGGACAAUCAGAAGUAAAAUAUUAUAUAAACAGCUUAAAAAAUGGGAAAAGAAUGAAGACCGUGUUUCUUUGUAAGGACAUCUGGAUAUGAACAUUCAUUUGGAUGCUUCAGAAAAAUAAGUAACUGCUUUUAAUUUUAAAACAAGAUGAAACCCACAACCCAGGUUGGGAGCUGUUCUUUUUAAUUAGCUUUGUUUAUAGCAGAUUUUAUUGUACAAGUUUUUUUGAGUCUUAUUUAAUUUAUAUUUGUACUUUCAAGUACUAAUGAUGAUUGACUAAAACCAUUAUUAUUGUUCUUUCACCAUUAACGUUUACAAGAAAGUAGUAGUAUUAUUUGGCUUCUUAAACUGUGAACAUCUGGCUGUUUUAAAAACACGUGGUGGUGAUCAGGGAUUGCUGAUUAAGAAGAUAAUUUUAAUUUGUUUUGGUUUUUUUUGUAAAUGGUGUACAAUAAACCAAGGUUGGCGUGA